AUGCUAGAGAGAAGGUCUUCCCCGAAAAAACUAUUUGAGCAAGAAAAUGAGCCUGAUAAUCAAGAUAAUAUGAGAGCUAGAAGCACUGAAGGAGACAGAAAUGAUUUAAUGCUAACAAGGGUUUAUAGUGAGAACCAAAAUCCUCAAACCUCUUUUAAUAAAAAGAGUGGUCAGAUUCCUUCUAGAGAACAAAUUUUGAGAAGCUUAAAGAGGAACAACAUUAAAGGUGUGCUCAAUAAUCAGCUUAAUAAAAUCCCUCCUGUCUAUGAAACUGGGAAAUAUCAUGGGAUACUUGACAAAGUGUGGCUAACUCCUCAUGAUAAGGAAGCUCUAGAAAAUGAUCAAAAGUAUCUCAAAACUUAUACUGUGGAGCUUGACCAAGAUGAAAAAUUUAACUGUGCUUGUUGUAAAGAUCAAGUUGGAGGAUCUGAAAAGAUAGAAAAAUUCAAGUUUUGGACCAGCAUUCGUACAUUCAAAAUUUUUGGAACAGGAAUCCCAAUGUUCUUCCACUUCCUUAUCUUUCUUAUCAUUCUUUUCGGAUUACUCACAAUAGUUGUUUCGAUCGCUUCCAUUGUUCUCAACCUCAAAGAAAAUGAUAAAGAUGAAUUAGGAGUGAGAUCUCCUACAUUCCUCGUCUAUCAGUCUCUUGGGAAUCAUGGAAUUACAGCUUCACAGUUCGAAAAAUCAGGAUCAGUGAAUGCAAUAAUAAUUUUAAACUUGGUUGGAAUAUUUAUCAUCUUUCUUGCCUAUCGAAUCUACAGAUGAGCAAAUUUAAAGAAAGCAGCUCAGAUAGAUAGAGAGACCAUUACUCCUAGCAACUUCACGCUUUUUGCUUAUAACAUCAAUGAGAACAUCUCUGACAGAGGGAUUAAAAGGUUUCUUCAGAAUGAAUGCGAAGUUCCUCCAGAAGAUAUUGUCGAUAUCAUCCGCUGAUACAAUAUUAGCAAGAUCACCUCUCUCGUAUCCAAAAAAAUUCUUGAAGAAGAGGAAUUAUCCUACCUCGCGCUAAAACACAAGCGAGAAAAUGAAGAAAAGGGUUAUGAAGAACAACACCAAAGCGAAGAUAUUAAAGACGAUGACUCAUCAUCCAUUGGAAAUGAGAUAUUUGAGCUUAAUGAUGAAGAUCCAAAGGAUUGAGACAUAAAACCAAUUACUAAAAGAGUCUGCUGCUUUAAAAUCACCGAAAAGACAAUUGAGCAGAGAUACCAAAGAAUCCAAGAGCUUAGGAAGGAGAUAGAAGAUUAUCAAUGCAAAAUCACUAAUUCUACCAGCCAAGGAGAAGGCGAAUUUUGUAAAUAAAGCCUUCAUUGUCUUCAGAACAAGAAAAAUAGCAAAUCAUGUGAAUGAUAAACUUCAUAUUGGCAAAACUAAAAGGUUAUUAAAAUAUAUCUGAAGUAAGUUUAGCUGCUGUAAUGAAGGCGAAAGUAAUACUGAUCGCUUCCAGACCAGACGUGCAGCAGAACCAUCAGAUGUGUAUUGGGAGAACUUGCAUAUCUCUUCAAAAACCCACUUUAGAAAGUCUCUAAUAUCCUUCAUGAUCAUGCUGUGAUGACUCUUAGUUUCUUUUGCAUUAAAUUUAGGAUUUGGAAUAUUUACGAGAAAAACUACGAAUCCCAGGGCAACAAGUAUAAACCCCUGAACUUCCUACUCUUAAUGCUGCUCAAUAUCCUAAAUUCCUUCAUC
Molecule: messenger RNA, 1683 nt
Organism: Moneuplotes crassus
Lineage: Eukaryota; Ciliophora; Spirotrichea; Euplotida; Euplotidae
Source: the annotation of a GenBank genome assembly